Molecule: messenger RNA, 2278 nt
Organism: Zeugodacus cucurbitae (melon fly)
Lineage: Eukaryota; Metazoa; Arthropoda; Insecta; Diptera; Tephritidae
Gene: B52
Product: serine-arginine protein 55
Exons: 6
Coding region: 189-584 (131 amino acids)
Biological process (GO): mRNA splice site recognition; alternative mRNA splicing, via spliceosome
Cellular component (GO): cytoplasm; nucleus; ribonucleoprotein complex
Molecular function (GO): mRNA binding
Source: RefSeq, a predicted model, not a curated record
UUUUUUCUAGAAUGCAUAUUGUUCAAUGGAAAUGUGGCUAUUUCCGUUUUGAUUGCCGAAGAGCUUGAUUGUAUUUUUCUUGUAUUGGAUAUAGUUGGGGAAAAAGUGAUAUUAUUAAAAUAAAGUUAAUAAUUAGUGGAUUUAUCUAACAGACCAAAAGGAAUUAUACGAAACACACCCAGGCAAUUAUGGUCGGCUCAAGAGUUUACGUCGGUGGUUUGCCGUAUGGAGUUCGUGAAAGAGAUUUGGAGCGGUUUUUUAAAGGUUAUGGACGAACGCGAGAUAUUUUAAUCAAAAAUGGAUAUGGCUUCGUGGAAUUCGAAGAUUACAGAGAUGCAGAUGAUGCAGUGUACGAAUUAAAUGGGAAAGAAUUAUUAGGAGAAAGAGUUGUUGUGGAACCGGCAAGAGGUACAGCUCGUGGCAGUCAUAGAGACCGAUAUGACGAUCGAUAUGGUGGGCGCCGCGGUGGUGGUGGUCGUUAUAAUGACAAAUCAUCCUCUCGUUAUGGGCCACCGUUACGAACAGAGUACCGUCUAAUUGUGGAGAAUUUAUCGAGCCGCGUUAGUUGGCAGAAAUGCCACUAAUGGGUUGACAGAUCAUCACCUUGGUUGAAAGAUGAAGCUAAGAAACUUUAUUUGAGAAGAAUUCUGUGAACUGUUUAUGAGUACAAGUGCAAUCAACCCGCUUGGCUGCUCACUUGAAAACUCAUGCGACCUUCCUCAUUUUAAGGCGGGAAAGGCGGCCAAUGAAGUGUGAAAGAUAUAUAAGGACUCAUCCUAAUUGCUAAAAUCGCUUACAAUUCCAAUUAUGAAAAGAGACUGAACUCUGGCAUGAAGGCACACAAAAUUCCAUUCUUGGAGGUAGAUUGUUAACAUUCAUCCGGUUCCUGAGAUGAUCAUGAUGUUGUUUCUUAAAUGCGACCGAAUGCAAAAUCGAAUUUGGGAAUAAUUCGCUUGUAAUAUGAUUAUUGGGCUUCGAUCAUGGAAAAUAAACAACCAAUCGUUAAAAAGUGUUUAGCCAGGACGUUGGAACGCUAUGAGAUAGGGUUAAAAAACAUCUUUACUAUAAAAAAAAAUGGUGCAAGAAUCAUGACAGAGCAACCUAACGAUAAUAAACGCACAUGAGCUGAAGAAGCGGACACUAAACGCAAUUAUUCGAUUUAUCAUUUUCUUCUGCCUGUGCAAUUGUAUAGUUCGAUGUCUGAUGCAUAUGACAGAUUUAAAUGUACAAACUGAAUGCGCUCGUUUUUUUUAAAUUAGGUACAUAUAUUAAGAAAGUAAAAUGUAUUAAAAAUCAUUUAAUUUUAGAAUUGUCGAAUUCCUUAUAGCGAAUAGCGAUUGCAAUAAGAUCACAGAGUGUCGUACCAACGUAGAGCCUGUCGGACAAACCUUCCUAACGAUUGCGAUUACGAAUGGUGUGCGAGUGGUGCCUUGAGGCUUCUAAUGCUCUUAAUGACGCUUCUGACGGCUUCAGUAAAGGUGCUCCCAGGCUUUCAUAUGCUCUGACUGGCUCUGGCUUUUGUAUCUGUUCCCUGUCCAAAAAUAAGCGACGUGCAAAAGAUGUCCUAUAACUGGUCUACUGCUUAGGUGGUACUUGAUGUAGAACAUCGAUGUCGUCGACUGAACCGUAUCUAGCCGGCCUACCAAUAGUUCUUUCUGGUGAUGAGGGACCGUAGAAAAUAUCAGCAAACCAACAUGUCAAACCUAAUGCGAUGUUGAGGGUGGUGGCAGUCCAGAGAGUACAUCAUCAAACCUCCAUUCCGGAGGUCUGAACUCAUUAUCCCUUUAUUUACAGUAGAAGAAACAUUAUUUCAGAAAAAAGCAUAACUGGUUUCCGAUGUCUUAUGGCGGCCUUAAUCUAAACCACUUAUAGAUUGGGUUCUCUUGUUCACAUGAGCAACAACGCAACGAGGCACACUUAAAAAAUUACUACCGGAGGUCUUUUUUUAUAGCGAGUAAUACACUUGAGUGACGUACAUAUGUGCUUGCAGAGUCAGUGUUCAGAUGCUUCUCUUCAAGAAGUACUAAUGAUUCGACUAAACCGUUAUCGUCCGCAUAGUGAAACUAGAGUUAUCUUUGCGACCCACCAUGUCUACGUGAGAUAUGCGUGCGAAAUUUCACGAAAGAUGGUAGACGAGGUGCAUGUAUUUACGUAUUCGUUGGAUAUACCUAAUUAACCGACUUGAGUUUUCGACUUGCACGUUUGAAUAGUGCCAAUUUGCCGAGAUUUUAAAUUUGAAAAAAAUUUCGAACACACAUCUGAGGGUCCUAUACGCCAC